Molecule: messenger RNA, 1466 nt
Organism: Arachis duranensis
Lineage: Eukaryota; Viridiplantae; Streptophyta; Magnoliopsida; Fabales; Fabaceae
Product: tyrosine--tRNA ligase 1, cytoplasmic
Exons: 12
Coding region: 103-1260 (385 amino acids)
Biological process (GO): tRNA aminoacylation for protein translation
Molecular function (GO): ATP binding; tyrosine-tRNA ligase activity
Source: RefSeq, a predicted model, not a curated record
GGCGGCCCAUUUACUUUAGCAGCCCUAUGAAAUGAACUCUUCAGACUUCAAUCAGAUCCUUUCAACUCACUCUCCGGCUGCUCGAACUCUUCCUCUACGUCAAUGGCGGAACCUCAGACUGAUGAAGCUUCCUUGGAGCAGCAACUCAAUGCUACUUCUCUCUCGUCGUCUUCCAGCACUUCCGAUCAAAAUUCAGCUUCUCAGUUGACCUUAGAUCAGAAGUUUGCUAUUGUGAGGAGUAUUGGAGAGGAGUGCAUUCAAGAAGACGAACUCCGAAACCUACUUGACAAGAAGCCCGAGCCAGUUUGCUAUGAUGGAUUUGAACCUUCUGGAAGAAUGCACAUUGCUCAGGGAGUGAUGAAGGCAAUCAAUGUGAACAAGCUGACAUCUGCUGGCUGCCGCGUUAAAAUCUGGAUCGCAGAUUGGUUUGCCAAGCUAAAUAACAAAAUGGGGGGAGACUUGAAGAAAAUUGAGACAGUGGGUAAUUACUUCAUUGAGAUCUGGAAAGCUGUUGGGAUGGAUUUGGAUGGAGGAAAAGUUGAGUUCCUGUGGUCAUCGAAAGAGAUUAAUGCAAGGGCUGAUGAGUACUGGCCUCUUGUGUUGGAUAUAGCUCAGAAGAACAACCUAAAAAGGAUUCUCAGGUGUAGCCAAAUUAUGGGAAGAAGUGAACAGGAUGAGUUGACUGCUGCUCAGAUAUUUUAUCCAUGCAUGCAGUGUGCUGACAUAUUUUACCUCAAGGCUGAUAUCUGCCAACUGGGAAUGGAUCAGCGAAAAGUGAAUGUACUUGCUAGAGAAUAUUGCGAUGACAUUAAGAGAAAGAACAAGCCCAUUAUUCUGUCCCACCACAUGCUGCCCGGUCUACUGCAAGGGCAAGAAAAGAUGUCAAAAAGUGAUACGUCUUCUUCCAUUUUCAUGGAAGAUGAGGAGGCCGAAGUGAAUGUGAAGAUAAAGAAGGCAUAUUGCCCACCACAGAUAGUGGAAGGAAACCCAUGUUUGGAGUACAUUAAAUACCUUGUCUUACCGUGGUUUCAUGAGUUCACAGUGGAGCGUAGUGAAAGUAAUGGUGGUAACAAGACUUUCAAAACCUUUGAAGAGCUGACCGCUGCAUAUGAAAGUGGGGAAGUACAUCCAGGUGACCUCAAGCCAGCUUUGUCGAAGGCAUUGAAUAAAAUUCUGGAGCCGGUAAGGCAACACUUCAAAAAUGACAAAAAUGCUAGAGAGCUUCUUAAAAAGAUUAAGGCUUACAGGGUCACCAAGUAAUGAGCUAGUAUCCUCCAUGCUAAUUCUAGUAUUUGCCAGUGCCAGGGUCAUUUACUCUUUUUUGUUAGCAAAUGCACGUUUUUGUUGAAAAAAUACCAUAGAGGUCUGCUUUUUUAUGUGAAUUCACACAGGAAAAUUUUCAGAUAUUGGGGAAUUCAUUUUUUCUGGAAUGUUCUAUACUAUUUUUGCAGCAAUAUUCUGUUCUA